Messenger RNA from Penicillium argentinense, 2586 nucleotides. RefSeq names its product RING-H2 finger protein. Gene Ontology annotation, molecular function: ubiquitin protein ligase activity. The transcript is spliced from 3 exons. Bases 1 to 2586 code for a protein of 861 amino acids. Gene Ontology annotation, biological process: protein ubiquitination. The record is from RefSeq and is a predicted model, not a curated record. NCBI's taxonomy places the organism in Eukaryota, Fungi, Ascomycota, Eurotiomycetes, Eurotiales, Aspergillaceae.
AUGGGACAGUCUUCCUCUACGGCCCGACCCCACCCCGAAACUGGCAACCCGGAUUAUUUGACAUCAUCCCCGACAGAGCGUGACAUCGAUGCGAGGAAUGAAGACAUGAACAAUCAGCAGACAGCGGAGCAGAAUGGGGCCACAGGUCCCUCGUUCGGGGCGGAAUUUUUUCCUUCUGAUGAAGAGGGCAUUGCGCCUUCCAGUGAACUGAAUGAGGCCGCGGAAGCCUGGCAGCAGCCAACUCGCCUUUCUGGGGGAUUUGGGCAUGAGAUGCGGAGCAUUGAGGAGGAAAGCACCGCCGAGCUCGAUCCUCAAGAGCCAGAGUAUCGACGCGCGGAAACUUUCACUCAGAUGGCGGCAAGAAGACAGUCGACCAUGUCGCGGCUAGGAUCUAGAUUCUUACCCAACUCAGUCAUCCGUGGACUUCUGAAUAGCCAAGAAGAGACCCCCGCAGAGGGCCUUGCCCACCGCCACGGGCUUGUUUCGAGGACACCACCAAGAUCCGAGACCACCAGUGGCCACAGCAGCAGCCGAUUUAGCCCCUUCAGCGCGCUUGGAUCACGAGGAGUUACUCGUCGCCGAUCUGUUAGAUCACCUUAUUACAUACCCUCUCGUGUAGAUCCAUCAGACAUCUCUGAGCCCGCGAGCAACUCGUCCUUCGAGCGGCGACUACCCGAACCAUCCCGUGUUCCCUGGCGACGAAGUGCGCGUCUCAGCCGGGUACGCCACUCGCUAUCAACGCCCAUCUCUCACAUGUUCGGCCAACCUUCUUCUGAGAUGUCUUCUCCGCACGAGAAUCCCCGACAUGUGCCAAUCCCUCACUUUCUCGAUGAACCACUUCCGCGCGAUAUGGACACCCGUUUGGACUGGAGAGACCCUGUCGAUGAACCGUCUCCUGAACUAGGAUCAAUGGAACCCCCGAUCCGCAACGGAGGACCACCGGCCUCCAUUCAACCAAGUCCUGGUUUAAUGCGAAUGAAUCGGCUCCCGGGCCUUCUUCGAGCACGAUCGGCUCGGGACCUCCGGCAACAAGAUCCAACUCCCCUCUCUCGAGUGUUACAACUUGCGGCAGCUGCCAUCGCAGCUCAGCUCUCCGGAACCACUGGCCCUGUUCUGCCGAAUAUUCAAGCUCUAGGCAACGAUGGCCUCGACGGAUCUCUCGAAAAUUUUAUCCAAAGCCUACAGCAUGCUACAUCUGCACAAUCACAGCCAUCUGUUUCCGGAGAAGGACCGAGUAACACUGGCAAUGAGGCACCAACCCCCCCAGUCAACUUUUUGCGUGUCUUCCGUUUUGCCAAUUCAGAGACUUCCGGUGGCUCGAACUCCCCUUCGCGAAAUACGAAUGGUACUCAAAAUACCGAGAACCCUAGCACGCAGCCUGAUGGGAUGUCCAUUGAUGAACCCGCGGGGGGUACUGAAGGGCGAACGGUUACACUGGUAGUUGUUGGGGUUCGAUCUGUCCCGGCGGGUGGUGGUAGUGGUGGUGAACAAGGACCACCGGCUCCCGGUGGUGCAGGCCUGGAUGCUCUGCUCGGACUACCAUUCUUACCAAAUAUCCCACGGCCUUCGGACAGACUUGGCGAUCUGGGACAGCGCGCAGAUGGUCUUCCGCAAGUACAACCCCCGCGACCUGGAGCGCCUACACCAAUUCCAUCACUCGGAGCAUCGGACUUCCCACGCCGGCCAGGCUUCACCUCGUCCCGUUGGAGAUCUCCUGAUGCAGGAUCUCGCCCCCCUUACCCACCCUAUCAACCCUCCGCGCUGUCCGAAAGCCCUCCUGGGCCCCAUCCUCCACCGUCCACCCCUGCCGAGCCAGGCUUGUCUGCCGUCUCCUCCGGCACUUCAACUCCAAGCCGCAGACCUUCAUCCGCCUCGGCCAUUUCACCGACUCUUCUUCCCCAUUUGCACGAGGGUCAGCCUAUGUCGCCCGAUUUGGGACCUACCGAGACGGCUGCCCCGCCCAAUGCCACCCGUGAACGACGACGAAGUGAUUCUGAGUUCGCCCGCCAUCGGGCCAUCGGACACCACCGGGCCUUCGGAUCGGGAUCUGUCCGCCGCAAUGGCGUGGUUGAAUCUGAUCAGCCUGCCCCCAGUGCAACGGGUCGAAGCUGGCUUAUAUAUGUCGUUGGAACUAAUCUAUCGGAGAACCACCCGGCCCUUACGACACCAAGCCUUUUUACCGACAACCCGACCUACGAGGAUAUGAUUCUACUGUCGUCACUUCUCGGACCAGCGAAACCCCCAGUCGCAACUCAAGACGACGUCGACUCUGCGGGUGGACUAUUCCGUCUUGUAGAAUACUGUGGUACACUUGUCGCAGAACCCCUGGAAGGUGUUGGCGCUAUUCAGCUUCAAGAUGGAGAGCGUUGCUUGAUCUGUCUGAGCGACUACGAAGUGGCCGAGGAGGUCCGAAGGCUAGCUAAAUGCCAGCACGUCUUCCACAAAGGCUGCAUCGAUCAGUGGCUAACUACCGGCCGAAACUCGUGCCCCCUCUGCCGGGGACAGGGCGUUCAUGAAUCCUCCGACAACGGUGAUGUACCAGCAUCUUCCGAACCAGACCCUCAUGCUCCGGGCCCGACUCUCUAA